This is a messenger RNA of Verticillium alfalfae VaMs.102, 105 nucleotides long. RefSeq names its product glycosyl hydrolase. The record is from RefSeq and is a predicted model, not a curated record. The transcript has a single exon. Lineage: Eukaryota; Fungi; Ascomycota; Sordariomycetes; Glomerellales; Plectosphaerellaceae. The coding region runs from base 1 to 105 and encodes 34 amino acids.
AUGCUUCACCUAAAAAUCAAGAACGAAGCUUGGGACUUCUGGUGGAUCGACUGGCAGCAGGUCGAGCACCCAACGACCCCGAGCAUCGAUCCAUGUGGCUCCUGA